Molecule: messenger RNA, 790 nt
Organism: Ceraceosorus bombacis
Lineage: Eukaryota; Fungi; Basidiomycota; Exobasidiomycetes; Ceraceosorales; Ceraceosoraceae
Source: the annotation of a GenBank genome assembly
CCACCUUUCUGAGCGUCAUCUUGCCCAGCCCCAAACUAAGGACGCGUGCUGCUUCUCUUCUAAUUUCCUUCGCUCACGUUUGAUCGACUUUGAUCCAUCUGUCAGAACUUCACCAGCCAAGUAUCUUGAUUCGAGCGAUACAAGAGGAUGUGGUGAAGCAUCGUGAAUGCAUGAUACGGCGACGCUCCCUUAUCGCAUACAGAAGCAAGCUAAUAAUUUGAUACUUGCCACUUCUCGCUUCGUGACUCUUGGCUCAUUUCGUGCAGCUCGCCAGACCCUUCCAUCCGCGUGCACGCGUGCGCACACAUUUACCGCGCACCAAUAUCUUGUGGACCCUGAUGCGAAGACUCAUGCAACACGCGCGGGUCAGGAGACGGCCGUAGAUGACUUCGAGCAACCCUCGAGCGAGACACUCUUGACUUCAACGUUGACAGGUUGGCCUGGCCACCGCGAGCCAGGCACAACAUGCUCAACUCAUAUCGUUUGACCUUAAGGUUCGCAGACUGCGGCACAUUGAGUGCACAAUCAAGUGUCCAUUUCUGACGGUGACUAGAGGGCUACGAAGGAGACGAAAAGCGAUGAUCCUCGCCAGGGCUGACGUCUCGAGGCAGAAUGCGAACAGAGGCAAGGACAAGCGUUCUCGCCUUGAGACCGCACGAGCACUGUCGCUUGCUUCUCUGGAGAAAUGUCAUGAGUUAGGAGCACAAGUACAGGUUGUAUGGAUGUGCGGAAGGCGAGGUAAGGCCGAGCACGCCGCGCUCGAUGACGUGAAAGGACGUCGAGUGCACCU